AUGAAAAAAGUGUUUGUUUGCUUAUUGGCAUGCGUUGCUGUUUGCUCCGCUACAUUUGGAAAAUUCGGAGGUGGUGGCGGAGGAUCUAAAGAAAGACAUAAAAAACUAGAAAUGUUUUCAAACAAUGAAAUUGAAAAUACUCAUCAAGUUCAUCAUGGAUAUGAAAAUCUAAUGAAUCCUUUAAUUUUCUCAGGCUGGUCUUCAGGCGGCGGUGGCGGCGGAGGAGGCUUUGGUGGUUGGUCCUCCGGAGGAUACGGAGGCGGCGGCGGCAGCAGAUAUGGAGGCGGUGGUCGUGGAGGAGGUGGUUAUGGAGGCGGCGGAUUUGGAGGAGGCCAUGGAGGCGGCGGCGGUGGUGGCGGAGGACAAAUUAUUAAAAUAAUUAAAGUCGUCCCAGUCUCAGGAGGAGGCGGUGGCGGACAUGGAGGCGGCGGAGGUUGGUCACGGUCACGCGGUGGCUGGAGCUCCGGUGGAGGCGGAGGAGGAGGCCAUGGAGGUUGGUCACGAGGGGGAGGUGGGCAUGGCGGUGGCGGCGGAGGCCAUGGAGGCGGCGGAGAACAAACUGUUAAAAUAAUUAAGGUCAUCUCAGAAUCAGGAGGUGGCGGCGGACAUGGAGGCGGCGGCGGAGGCCAUGGAGGUGGCGGCGGAGGCCAUGGAGGUGGUGGUGGAGGCCACGGGCAUGGUGGUGGCGGCGGAGGCCAUGGAGGUGGCGGAGAACAAACUGUUAAAAUAAUUAAGGUCAUCUCCGAGUCAGGAGGUGGCGGCGGACAUGGAGGCGGCGGCGGAGGCCAUGGACAUGGAGGCGGCGGCGGUGGAGGCCACGGACAUGGAGGCGGCGGCGGCGGAGGCCACGGACAUGGCGGUGGCGGCGGAGGCCAUGGAGGUGGUGGCAAAGUUACUCUCGCACUUGUAGAUUGCACGAAAGACCAUGGAAGUGAUGGAGGACAUGGAGGAGGAGGUGGAGGUGGAUCCUCUGGCUGGAGUUCAGGUGGAGGCGGAGGAGGACAUGGAGGUGGUAUUUCCUCUGGAUGGUCCUCAGGCGGCGGCGGCGGUGGUGGAUAUGGAGGUUGGUCACGUGGUGGAAGCGGAUGGAGCUCAGGCGGCGGCGGUGGUGGAUGGCCCUCAGGCGGCGGUGGAUCCAGUGGCUGGUCAUCCGGAGGCUCAGGUGGUGGUGGAAGUGGAUGGUGGUAAAAACCAUAUCUUACCAUUAUCAAAUCUCCCACACUCAUUCUCCAGUAAAACACUACUAUAAACUCUUAGCUUUCCUCUUGUAAUAUAUCUGUUGAAAAUGAAUGUGAUCAUACAGUUAAUUUAUUCCUCCCGAAAGUGAAUUUUGUACAGAUUUCACAUACAAAUGAAAAUAAAACAUAAAUUGUUAGAAAAUAAUAAAUGAAAA
This is a messenger RNA of Clunio marinus, 1393 nucleotides long. Lineage: Eukaryota; Metazoa; Arthropoda; Insecta; Diptera; Chironomidae. The record is from the annotation of a GenBank genome assembly.